Molecule: messenger RNA, 1428 nt
Organism: Lacerta agilis (Sand lizard)
Lineage: Eukaryota; Metazoa; Chordata; Lepidosauria; Squamata; Lacertidae
Gene: SLC35F6
Product: solute carrier family 35 member F6
Exons: 6
Coding region: 73-1197 (374 amino acids)
Biological process (GO): transmembrane transport
Cellular component (GO): intracellular membrane-bounded organelle; membrane
Molecular function (GO): transmembrane transporter activity
Source: RefSeq, a predicted model, not a curated record
GGAGCUGCUGGGGUUUAUUAUUUCAUUUUAUUCCUGGGCGUUUGAGGAACAAGGCUCGGCUGCGGAGCGACGAUGGCGUGGACCAAAUACCAGCUGUUCCUGGCCGGGCUGAUGCUGGUCACCGGCUCCAUCAACACCCUCUCGGCCAAGUGGGCGGACAAGCUGAGCGCGCGGGGAUGCAACGCCACGAGUGAGGAGCACACCUUCCAGCAUCCCUUCCUCCAGGCCGUGGGCAUGUUCCUGGGGGAGUUCUCCUGCCUGGCUGUCUUCUACCUCCUGCUCUGCACUGACCGGAGGAGGCCAGAGCCCACCAUGGACCCCCCUCAGUCCUACAACCCGCUCCUCUUCCUGGCUCCCGCCCUGUGCGACAUGACAGGGACUAGCCUCAUGUAUGUGGCUCUGAACAUGACCAGCGCGUCCAGCUUCCAGAUGCUGCGAGGGGCCGUGAUCAUCUUCACCGGCCUGCUCUCGGUAGCCUUCCUUGGGCAGAAGCUGGUGCUCAGCCAGUGGCUGGGCAUCCUGGUGACCAUCGUGGGGCUGGUGGUGGUCGGCUUGGCAGACCUGAUGAGCAACGGGGACCACGAGCACAAGCUCAGCGAGGUCAUCACAGGGGACCUUCUGAUCAUCAUGGCUCAAGUGAUUGUGGCCAUCCAAAUGGUGCUGGAACAGAAAUUUGUCUACAAGCACAACGUCCACCCCUUGCAGGCUGUGGGCACGGAAGGGCUUUUUGGCUUCCUCAUCCUCUCCCUCCUGCUGGUCCCCAUGUACUUCAUCCCAGCGGGCAGUUUCGGGAGCGGGCCGCGGCGCGUCCUGGAGGACGCCCUGGACGCCUUCUGCCAGAUCGGCCGGGCUCCGCUCAUCGCCGUGGCGCUGCUGGGCAACAUCAGCAGCAUCGCCUUCUUCAACUUUGCCGGCAUCAGCGUCACCAAGGAGAUCAGCGCCACCACCAGGAUGGUGCUGGACAGCCUGCGCACCGUGGUCAUCUGGGGCGUCAGCCUGGCUGUGGGCUGGGAGGUCUUCCACGGCCUCCAGAUCCUCGGGUUCCUCAUCCUCCUGCUGGGCGCCGCCAUCUACAACGGCCUCCACCAGCCCCUGCUGGCACGGCUGCCCUGGCGGAGGGCGGCGGCGGCGGAUGCAGAUGCGGAUAGAGAGGGCCUGUUGGCCGCGGACGGAGCCUCCGUCAACGGGGACAGUUGAUAGCAGGGCCCUUGCCUGCUCCAGAGCUUGGCCAGAGCUCUGCUGGGUGGGCCGGCCAGCUUCUCAGGCUGGAGCACGAGACUGGUUUGGGGGGGGGGUCUGCGUUGCGCACUUUUGCUGCGAAAUGUCGGGACGUUGCUCUGCCAUCUGGUUCCUUUGCUCGCUGCAGGAAGAGCAACCGCCAACGAGACGCCCUCUGUUUUUGCUCGACCGCAUCUCUCAUCAUCCCUG